AAAAUAUUAUCACUGGAAUCAGUGAAACUGGAGGGAAUUUUUUUGUACUAAAUAAAAAUGGGUAAAAGUAAAAAAUAUAAAAACAGAGCAAUGCACCAAAACAAAAACAAUAAGAUUAAAGCAGAUGAAUGUGAGAAUAAACCUUCAAGCCAAAAGUUUUGUAAAACCUGUAAUAAAUUGAGAGAUGGAAAUUUUUGUUCCACAUGUGGUUCUCGAUUAAAUGAAGAUAAUUCUAUUCUUUCAAACAAUCCUGCCAACUGUCAAUCUGAAUGCAUGGAGGGCAUGCUUGUAACUGAAGACAAGUGUUAUGAAGAAAAUAAAUAUUCUGCGUCUAGUGUAACACAAAGUAAUUGCAUUGAUAAUUCGACUAGCAAUAAUAUUUUUAAAUUUGAUGAUAAAACAUGUGCUGCUGAAAGUAAUCAAGAGCAUGUUCAAAAAGAAUCUUUUAUAGAAACAAGUGCUCUGCUAGAAAAAGACAAUGCUUUCGAUAUUUCUGUUGCUGAAGAUAAGUGUCAUGAACAAAAUAAAUAUUCUGCAUUUGGUGCAAUACAAAGUAAUUGCAUUAUUAGUUCAACUAGCAACAAUAUUUUUAAUUUUAAUGAUAAAACAUGUAUUGCUGAAAGUAAUCAAGAACAUUUUCAAAAAGAAUCUUUAAUAGAAACAAGUGCUCUUCUAGAAAAAGACAAAGCUUUUGAUAUGGUUUUUGCAAAAGACGAGCAUCAUGAACAAAUUAAUUAUUCUAUAUCUAGUGCAAAUCAAAGUUAUUGCAUUAUUAGUUCAACUAGCAAUGAUGUUUUUAAAUUUGAUAAAACAUGUGUUGAUAAAACAUGUGUUGCUGAAAGUAAUCAAGAAUAUGUUCAAAAAGAAUCUUUUAAGGAAUCAAGCUUUCUUCUAGAAAAGGAGGAUAUGCCUGUUCCUGGAAACAAGUUUUAUGAACAAAAUAAAUAUUCUGGAUCUAGUGAAGUACAAAGAAAUUGCAUUAUUAGUUCAACUAGCAACAAUGUUCUUAAAUUUGAUGAUAAAACUGGCGUUGCAGCAGAUAAUCAAGAGCAUGCUCAAGUUGAAUCUUUUAUAGAAACAAGUGCUCCUUUAGAUAAAGAUAAAGCUUUGGAUAUACUUGUUGUCCAAGAUAAGUGUCAUGAACAAAACAAAUAUUCUGCUUCUAGUGCAGUACAAAGUUGUUGCAUUAUUAGUUCAACUAGCAACAAUGUUUUUAAAUUUGAUGAUAAAACCGGUGUUGCUGAAAGUAAUCAAUUGCACGUUCUUGAUGAAUCAAAUGCUCUUUUAAAGAAAGACAAAGCUUUGGUUGUAUCUUCAGAUAUAAACAAAACAACAAAUGUUAAAAGUCUUCAAUCUGAAAAUCAAAAUGAUGUUAGUCAAAACAAUUUAUGCUCAGAUGCUACUAAAAAGAACACACCUCAGGAAGAAAAUAGCCUAUCAACUGAUCAUGAGCAGAAUAAUAUAAACAAACUUCAGGACCAAAGUAAAAGCAAUAAUGUAGAAUGUAAGCAUCAGAUCCCAAAAAAUCAAAAUGAACUUGUUGCCAAAGAGCAGACCAAUCAAAAAGAAGAGGAGUUGUUUAAUUGCCAGUUGUUCAAUGUUGCAGUUAAUAAUUUCAACAUGAUUUCAAUAUGUUUUUAUGUUGUGAUAAAAGAGCCUGGUGACGAUCUUUAUGUAAUGUUUGGACAUGAAUGUCUUGGUAAUUGGAAACAGCCUGCUGUUCGUAUGAGUUUUUACAAGCUCACCUCAGUGGGAUAUCUUUAUAAAGGUAACUUGUUUUGUUCAAAAGAAAUAUUCAAAAAGAAUCAGGUUGAAUAUAAAUAUACAAUAAUUAGUAAAAAAAAACCUAUUUGGGAAUAUCUUGAAUUUGCUCCAAACUCAACUGCAGCUACUAAUCGUGUAUUGGUUAUUAGUAAAGAUUUCUUAGAAGUUCUUAAUAAAGAUGUCACAUUUUUUCAAGUAGAUGACCUGUAUUUUCCACAAAAUCCAUCUGAUAAAGAAAAUACUUCAACUGUUGUUAUGAAAUUUUUAAAAAGUUAUUUUUCUAAAAAAAUUCAUCCAAAAAAUGAAAUAUAUAUCAGUGCUUUUAACAUGUAUGUUAGUAUACUUGAGUUUAAUACACAUAAUAUAAUCGAAAGUUCGAUGUUUAUAAGAAGUUUGCUAUCAGGAUUUUAUCACGCCUAUGCUAUGACUGAAAAAAAUCUAGCACCUUGGAUAAAAGUUGACAAUCAUCAACCAAUAACAGAGUUAUUCACAGCUAUUGAAAGAAAAUUUUCCAAUUUUAAACAAUCUGAGCUAUUUUUCAACAGUUUAUCACUGCUGCUAAUCUUUUAUGAUGAUCUUGAUUUAAUUAGUUUUGCGCCAUUCAACUUUAUUUCAUUUGUUUUUGAAAAUUUAUCAUUGGAAAGUUGUGAUUGGAGUUACAGAGAUAUAUUAAAAAACAUAUUGCAACAUUUUCCUGAAAAGUUUUUAAGGUUUAUUCAAAUAGCUCUAAGUUCUUUGCUUAAAAGUUGGUUUGAAAGAUAUAAUUAUUCAGAAGAGAAAGCUCAUGUUUGGUGUUAUGCAUUGUUAGUGUUACAUGUCAUCUCUGAUGAAUGGAACAAGAAAUUAAAAAUAAAUCAAGAUCCUAUAAAUGCCUCCUACUGUGGUUUACCAAAUUUUGUUGAUAAAAAAUAUCUCACAAUUUAUGAGUUGACCUUAAAUAAUUUGCAAAAAAUUCAGGGAAGUUUACAGAAAGAUAUUUUGCUUCAGAGAGGUAUUGCUUAUCUUAUGGAGUUCAAGUAUUUUGUGGAUGCAUUAAAAACUGAAGCUUUUAACAAGCAUCUUCUGAUUAACAUGAUGACAUAUCAUAUAAAGUCAAAUACAUGUUUAAAUCAAUCCAUGAUUACUAAUUGUAAAAAAUUCUUAGAUGAAUUGCAAAGAUUGGACUUUGUUCAAAAAAAUUCCAAUAGAAGUCAUAUAGUUGAGGCACUUAUUAAAAUGUUACUUGUGUCAUUAAACAUGUUAGACAUUAAUGACAACAGUUGCAGCUUACUUUCUAAAAUGCUUAAUUGUAUAAAUGAAUUUUACAAAACGAUUGACCCAUUAAAUAAAUGUUUGACAGAACUUAAUGAAACCAUCCAAAAGCACAUACCAAACAUUAUAAGCAAACUUAUUAUUAAGUUUGGUGAAAAACAGAGCUCAUGGUAUACACUGCAAAAUUUGGAAUCACAACUUGAGGUUAUAAAAAUGCUUGCCGAUUUAGAAGUUACAAAAGGAAACGAAUUCAAAGAACUUGCACUUGAUAUUUUGAAAAAUAAAAUUAAAAAUGCAAAAAAUAGUGUUUUGUUAGAAGCUUAUUGUCGUUUGGAUAUUUUAUCAUACAAUGAGUUACUUCAUAAACCUUUUACAGAUUUUUUUUCCUCUGCUAUUGAACAAAUGUCGCAGAAAAAUUUACAAACGCUCUGCACAUUGGCAAGUUACAGUACUAAUUUGAUCAAGUUUGUAACAACUAAAUGGGAAUGUUUAACCUCUAUAAAUGAAAAAGUGAAAUUUUGUCUUACAUGGCCACCUUUCAUCGUAUUGUUAAACCACAUAAGAAAAAACUCAAACAAGGAAGCAAAUUUUUUUACCCAUGAAGUUGUAUCAGUAAUCCAUUACAUUUUUGAAAUUAUUGAUAAUGGUGAAAUUACAAUUGACUUUUUGAUUAACCUUAAGAACAAAGAAAGUGUUUUAUUUGAUCUUAUGAAAGUAUUGAAAAUAAAUUUUUUUGAUAAUUUUAAAGAAAGAUAUAGUUUACGAUUGAAGGAAUUAUAUUAUUUAAAUAAAGGCAAAGAGAUUGUGAAAUACAUCCAUCAAUUUUGCAAACUGUUACUUCAAUGCACUGUCAAAACGGAAACCUUAGAGGAUGUAUCUCAGUCAAAUUAUUCAGUUCUAACUUUUAAAGAAAUAUUUGUGGAGAGUACUCCAGGUGAAGUUUCCAAAUUUUCAGCUAAUAAUGAACCUGUUUGUCUAAUUGUAUCAAAUGAUGAACUAAAAAUUGUUAACAAAGUGUGCAUGUACUUCAAAAUUUCAUUACGGUGGUUUGAAUAUGCUUCUCACUAUAAAGAUUGCAAUGCGAUGAGCAGUUUUUUGUUUAAAAAAGAAAUUCAGUUGACUGCAAAAAAAUUUGAAGAAUACAGGAUAAAGAUUAAAUAUACUCAAUUAUUUGAAGAGAUUAUUUUACCAGCUGUUGAAAAUUUAAAAAUUUUGUUUGAAAGUAUAGUGUCUUGUAAAAUAAGUCCAUCUGAUGUGAUUUUAAUUUUUUCUGGAUACAAUCAUAGUGCCUACAAAACUGAACUUUUUUUAUUAACAAAAUUGUUAAUGGUAAAUUAUAAUGGUGCAGAUAUAGAAACUUGUGUUGAAAAAAUAGUCUGUGUGUUUUUGAUGGAAAAAUAUUUUAACAUUGCAAAUACAAUACAAGAAGUGAGAACAAGUUUGAAUUUAUGUGGAGAUUUUACUUCUGUUGUGAACAUGGUGAAACCCAUAAAGGAAAUUGAAAGUUUGCAAGAUAUUGACAACAGUUUUAAAUAUUUGGCUGGUUCCUUUGAAAACUUUUCACCUUUCAUUUAUGACAUGUUUAGUGUUAUUUCAUCAUGUCUGCAACUUUUUAUAUGGUUAAAAGAGAAUCUAAAAGAUCCAAAGGAACUAAAACUUUUUGUUGAAAUCAUAUCAAUAGCUGUAGGAGAAAAUGAUUAUGAAAUUGAUCGAGUAAAAUGUUUUGAAUCUUGUUGUCUCGCUUUUAGCCACAUAAUUUUUGAUCUAAACAAAAACUCUGGUUUUAAAGAGCUAUUGCAGGCCUGUGAAAAAACUGAAAGAAUCGCAUCAAGUGAUUGGGAUAUCAUUAAAAAGCUGACAGAUACAAAUCAUAAUCUUGAGUGGUUUAAAAAUGCAAAAAAAUCUCAAGGAUCAGUGGCUACAAAAUCAAUAAUGGAAGCCAAAGAUGCUAAUCGUAAAGGAUGCUUCAUUAUAGGAAAUCAAGAAAAUAGCUAUGCUGAUUUUUUACAAUUUAAUCUAGCUGAAGUUAUAAAGUUCCAAAUAAAAAAUGACAACUCAACUGUAAAAGAUUACACUUUAGAAAAAGUAAAUGAUUUGCAAAGUCGUUUGAUGUUGCUAGGAGCAAGUAUUGGUGACAAAUUAAUUAAAGAAAGGCAGAAAGAGAAAGAUUAUUUUGUUGCGGUUGUUGAAGUUGUAACAAGAUUAGGAAAUGCUUAUAUGUCUCUUUGUGAAGUUGGUGAUAUUAAAUUUAUACAUUGGAAAAAGACAUUUUAUUGUAAUAUUGAGUUUGAGGGAGAAACUUCCAUCAAUGGUUUAAUAAUAGAAUCUGAGAAAUUGGAGAAGCGAUUAACAUAUUGGAAAGACAAGUUAACAAGUUUCCGUUGUUUAAACCCUAUCAUAAACCACUUUUCAGUUAAACAAUGUCUCUUUAUGCAAAAACAAUUAUUUAUGCUAACUGAGAAUCUUAGUUAUGUUGAUAAGCUCUCUUCUCAAUUUUUUACUCUUCUUAAUUUUUUUGCUCAUGAUAUCACUUUAAGUAAUAUUAAACAAGCUUUUAAAUUGUCUUACAAUUUAAAUAUUGAAGAUGAAUUGCAAAAAUGGAAAACAGCCACUAUUCUGUCAAAUUUUGAUAAAUACACACCUAAUGAAAUUCUAGAAUUUGUCAAUACACUUCAGCAAGAAUAUGAUAUAAGUGAAAAUGUUGCGUGGGCAUCUAUUAUAAAGAUUUUUCCAUAUCGUGAAGGUAAGGCUGCACUUUGGUGUGAAAAACAGGAUUCAGAAUGUAAAGAAAUUAAUGAGUUGGAGCAGGAAGCAAAAUUUAUGUUUCAGCAUUUGAAUUCAAGUAAUAGACCAAAUGCAAAAGAAAAAGAUGAAAAUAAGCUGUAUUUGACAAUUAAUGAACUUGGCAAAUUUUUAUGUCAAUAUAAAGACAUAACAAAUUUUCAGUAUCCCAAAAGGAUUGUUCCUCCAUAUAUUAACAAAGAUAGACCAAGUUUAAUAGUUUUGUCUCAUGAUGACAUCAUGUACGCAGUUCUUGAGAUUUAUAUUUAUAAAGAUGGAAUCCUACCUACUUCAGAGGAAGUUUUACUUUGUGAUGAUUCUGUUUCAAUUGAAGAGAUAGAACUGUUAAUAAUGCGAGCUGUAGACAACAAAAAUGGCUUGUAUUGUUUGGUAAUAAAUGAAAGCGUAAAAUAUGAAACAUGUGAAAGAGCUUAUUUAUUCUUGCAAAAGACAAUUCAUAUAGGUAAUAUGAGUCCACUUGUAGUACUUUGUAGCAGUGAAAACCACCACAAUUCAUAUCUUGCAAUAGCUCUUGACCAUUUUAAAGUAAAAAUGUCAAGUUAUCUUAAUAGAGAUCAAAUUAGUGAGAAACUUACACAAUGUCUUCGAAACAAACUUUCAGAUCAAAAGGCUGGAAUUAUAUUCAAUGAAUCGAUAUACAAAUCAAUUGUGGUGAAAUCAAGGAGGAGUGGAAUGGGGAAAUCAUUAUUUGUAGAAAAAUGUGGCUCACAACUUUCUUCUCAUUUGGAUGCUAAUUACCAAGCAAAUAUGAGUAAUAGUCAAAACAAGAGCAGUGUUGUUAUUGUACCUGUGCAUGGGACAUUGGUUAAUGUUAAUGCAAUAGUUGAAAGACUACUUCAAUUUGAAGAAAGGCCUAAUGCUUUUUUUCCUAGAUUAUAUCAUUUUGAUAUAACAACAAUGAUCAGACAAGGACUGGAUUCUUUUCUAUUUAACUUAGUUGUUCUGGGAUCAUUAAAAGCGAGUACAGGAAAAAUAUGGAGGAUGAAUAACAAUGAUACAUGUAUCAUUGAAAUAACCAUAAAUCUUUCUGAUAAAAAAACUGAUAAUUUUAAGGGUUCCAGUAAAAACCAAUGUUUCAGUGUAGUUUCUAACAUGCUACCAUGUAUUACAUGCAUUUCUCCCAAUGAGGUUUUGAGUGUGCUCCAAAGUCAAGAGAUACCUAAAAUGGUUUGGUAUGAUAAAGAAGAGUACAAAAAAUGCUCAGUACAACGUGUUUGUUGGUAUUUAUACUUGUAUGAUGCAAAACGAAAUUUGUUGAAUACGUUCACUUACAAUCCAACUUUUCAUUCUAUAGAUCUUCAAAACAGUUUAAAGAUAUUAUUAAAGUAUUGUGGCAUGCAAGAUCCUUCUUGGAAUGAAGUGAGAAAUUUUAUCCACUUUUUCAACUCACAACUUAUCGACUGUGAGCAAAGCGCUUUCACAAGCCAUCAUGUUGUUGAAGAUUUGAGAGGAUUCAAAAUUUUUGUUAUUAAUUUCCUGUUAGAAAUGACUCAAGACUUCUCAACACGCUCGAUAUCAUUAGAUAAUUGUCACAGUUCUAGUGAGCAAAUGAUUCAGUUGAAAAGAAAAUGGGAACACAGUUCUCAUCCUUACUUGUUUUUCAACCAAGAUCAUACGACAAUCACAUUUUUUGGAUUUAACAUUGAUUCAAAUGGUAAUUUACUUGCUCCAGAUUGUAAAACCAUAAUAAAGCAAGGUAUAAUGACAAAAGAUCUUUAUACUGAUCUGAAUCGUCAAAUGGACGGAUGUUUAAAUACCAAUUUCAAAAACUUAUCACGAAAAUCAAAGUUAGAUAUACUUUGUUGUGUAAUUGGUGUGGACAGUUUCGAUCCAGACCCUUCAUAUGAAUUGACUGUUGACAAUAUGAAGAAAAUUCUUGCUAUUCAUAUGAGAUUACGAUGUGUUAUUCCAGUGAUAAUGAUGGGAGAAACAGGUUGUGGUAAAACAAAAUUAAUUAAGUUUAUGUGUGCCCUGCGAGCUGGAAAAAAAGAAAUUCAGAAUAUGUUACUUGUUAAGGUUCAUGGAGGUGUAACUCAUCAAGACAUAAUUAGAAGAAUUGAGCAAGCAAAACGUUUAGCAAAAGAAAACUACGAAAAAUUCAAGUUAAAUACAAUUUUGUUUUUUGAUGAAGCAAAUACUUCUGAUGCAAUAGGACUAGUCAAAGAAAUAAUGGUAGAUAAAAGAGCGGAUGGUAAACCAUUAGGAUUAGCUGAAUCUGGACUUGAAAUAAUUGCUGCUUGUAAUCCAUACAAGAAGCAUUCACCAAAUAUGAUAAAAAAGUUGGAAUCUGCUGGCUUGGGGUAUCAUGUAAAUUCCAAGUCUACAAAUGAAAAAAUUGGAGAUAUUCCUUUGAGGCAACUGGUAUACCGUGUACAUCCUUUACCAAAUAGCAUGGUUUCACUUGUUUGGGAUUUUGGUCUAUUGGAUGCUGAGACUGAAGAAGCCUAUGCAAAACUAUUAAUUUUAAAAUUUAUAAGAAAUGGAAAGCUACCAAAUGACAAUCUGUUUUUUAUGUUAAUUACUUGCGUGCUUAAAGAAUCUCAAGCUUAUAUGAGAAGGCAAAAGGAUGAGUGCCGUUUUGUCAGUUUGAGAGAUGUGGAAAGAGCAUUAUUAGUCACAAGUUGGUUUUAUAAGAGGGUUGACUUAUUUAUUAACAUUGCUGAUGAAAAGCUCACUAUUUAUAACAAAAUGCAAUUGACAUUAAUUUACUCAUUAAGCGUAUGUUAUAUUGCAAAAUUAGAAGACCGUGAAUCUUAUUGUAAAUAUAUUUCUAAAUUCUUUACUGGUUGUUUUAAAUUGAGAAAUGGUGCUCAAGAAAUUAAAGACAAAGUUGUUAGUCUCCAAAAAAAAUUUUUGUGCGAAAUAAAGCUUGAAGAUAAUAUUGCACAAAACGAAGCUUUAUGUGAGAAUAUUUUCAUGAUGGUUAUUUGCAUUGAAUUGCGUAUCCCUUUAUUUGUUGUUGGAAAACCUGGAAGUUCAAAGUCAUUAGCAAAAUCUAUCAUUCAAGAUUGUAUGCAAGGAACCAUGUCAAAAUCUUGUCUGUUUCAAAAUUUUAAGCAGAUUUUUAUGUCUUCGUACCAAUGCAGUCCUCUUUCAACAGCAGAUGGAAUAAUAAAUACAUUCAAACAGUGCAGUCGAUUUCAGGAAGGAAAAGAUCUUGAAACUUUUACUUCUGUUGUUGUACUAGAUGAAAUUGGUCUUGCAGAAGAUUCUCCACGUAUGCCUCUUAAAGCAUUGCACUCAUUAUUAGAAGAUGGCACUGAUGGUUCUGAAGAACUUACACUUGAUGAUUUGUCUCUUAAAAACAAAAGAGUGGCAUUUAUUGGUAUCUCAAACUGGUCACUUGAUCCUGCAAAAAUGAAUAGAGGAAUUAUGUUAUAUAGAGGACAACCUAAUUUUGAUGAGUUAGUUAAAACUGCAAGAGAUAUAUGUUCAAACGAUGAAUACGUUUUUGAAAGAAUUGCAUUUUUAUUUGAACCUCUAACAAAGGGAUACUUAGAAGUUUAUGAAAGGCAAAACAAUUGCGAUAUUAUAAAAAAGUAUAGAAAAGAAGAAUUUUUUGGUUUAAGAGAUUUUUACAGUUUAUUAAAGUUAGUAUUUUGCUUUGCUCGCAAACGCAAAAAUGCUCCUACACUUUCAGAUAUUAGACAUGCUGUCAAAAGAAAUUUUAGUGGACUUCAGGAGCUGGACACAUGGAGUAUUUUUAAAUCCUGUCUUCCUAGUAAUUUUUCUGAGUUAAAAGAUACAGAUGUAGAUAUACCUGUGCUGCGCCUAAUUGGUGAUAGUUUUGCUGAUAAUUGUCCAUGUUAUGAAUACCGUUUUAAUCUUAAAAAGACAGAAAAACCGCAUUGUUUAAGUUCUCGUUAUCUUCUAUUAAUGACAAAUGGUUAUGCUGCUUUACCAAUCAUUGAACAGUAUUACUUACAAACCAAUCCAAGUUUAAAAAACAAUCAAAAUUGUAUCAUUUUUGGAAGUAGUUUUCCUAAGGAUCAGCAGUUUACUCAGAUUUGCCGUGAUAUAAAUCGAAUUAAAAUAUGUAUGGAAACCGGUGCUCGAGUUGUAUUGUUAAAUAUGGAAAACUUAUAUGAAAGUCUUUAUGAUACAUUGAACCAGUAUUAUGUAUCACUUGGAGGAAAGAACUAUGUAGAUUUAGGCAUUGGAUCUCAUAGAGUUAAAUGCAGGGUGCAUGAAGAUUUCAGACUUAUAGUGAUUGCAGAUAAAGAAAAUGUGUACAACACCUUUCCUAUUCCUUUGAUAAAUAGACUAGAGAAGCAUUUUUUAAGUAUGUUGAAUGGAAUGGAACAUUCUCAAAUAAAACUUGUUGAAAAGCUUAAAAAAUGGGCUUAUGAUUUUUCAAGCAUAAAAUUGUCAACACACAACUUUAAACCAUCAGAUUCAUUUAUUGGAUACAGUGAAGAUAGUUGCGCUUCUAUUGUAAUUAAACUUUAUCAAAAGUAUGUUGGGUAUGGUGACAUUGAUCACGAUAAAGUUGGUGAGGUUGACCAUGAUAAGAUUUUUGAAGAAAGUUGUCACGUUUUAUUAAAACUAGCUACUCCUGAUUCUUUAAUGCGAGUUGUGAAGACAUGUUUGAAAGAUCAUUUUGAAUACUAUUGGAAUAUUUAUUUUAUUGAGCAGUUUCAUGACUCUUUGGCUGCUUAUCUUAGCAAUGAACUUAAGAAUACAGAUAGUAAAUUUAUGCAGGUUACAACAUUUUCUCGACUUUUAUCUCCAACCGACAAGGAGAGUUUAAAUAUUGAGUUGAAUGAUUUUAAAAUUGAGAUGUUUUUUCUUAUGCAGUAUCAAACAGAAAAAUCAUUCAGAGAUUGUCUACGAGUUGUGUGCGAUUCUGUUACUAAUAAGAAACAGCUUCUCAUUAUUCAAGCAAAUAAUGCGCAGGAAAGAAGCAAAUUAAUUGCAUGUGCACAAUACAUUUGUAAAGAACUGCUAGAGCAGUUUAAAUUAAAGAAUAUAUCUGUUUUAUUUAUCUUGCAAUUAAACUAUAAAGCUAAGCAGUUAGACUUAUUGAGCUCAGUGUCAUUUUGGGAAUGCUGCCAUAUUGAUGAGUUACGUAGUUCAAACUUGCCUCAUCUUAUCAAGUACUAUGGAAAAUCUUUGAAAGAAAUAAUUAGCCUUGAUGAUAUAAAACCAAAAAUGAUUCAACUAAUAUUAGGAUGUGUACAAAUGGCUAUUCGGCGCCUAAGUGAAAUGAAGCAAAUGACUAUUGAACAAAUAUCACAAAGAAUUAAUAUUUUAACAAAUCUUUUAACAAGUAAACCUGAUGAUAUUCGAUACAUGUUUAACACAACUGUAUUAGAGCUGAUAGAAACUGGUUUAGCUGCAGAAGAAAGUAAUUGGCAUCCUGAUUAUGUUACAAAUUGGAUUCAAAAUGAAGCAAUAGAACAAAAAUAUCAACCAUCAUAUGGAACAUUUAGACAUGCAUUAUUUUAUUAUGUGGAAGAUCGCAUUGUGCCUGUUUUUACAUCCAUUGUUUCUAGUAUAGAUAAAUUUCAUAAUCUUGAAAUUCUUCACAAUGAACCAAAAUAUACAAAGCUCUGGGUAGAAUUGUUUUCUAAAUUUAUGGUUAUUUCUAACAAUGCCCCCUGCAAGUUAUUGGAUCCAUAUUUUCAUUGCAAGUUUCCAUUUUCAGAUAGAGUUUUUAAAGAGAUUGAUGAUGCAUUGCAAAAUUGCAUUCAACUAGGAUAUAGAUGUUUAUUUGAUGGAUCAAUUUUUAUCUCAUCUUGCUUCUAAACGCUUCUGUCCUGGUCUCAUUGAGGAAAUUAGAAAAACAAAAGUGUUGAUCAAUUGCGUUCUUGAGUCAGCAACUAAAUGUAAAUGCAACAAUGUAACAAAAAAAAUGGUGAAACAAUUACAAGUUCGUUGGUGUAGUUUUAGAAUCUGUCAAAAGUUUUCAGAUGUUGUGUUUCAAACCUCAACAUGUUUUUGCAAUCAUCAAAUUGAUUUGUUGAGCUCACUGUGGAAGAAACUGGAAACUCUUCCAAAUGAUAUGCUGACCUAUGAGUCAUGGAUUAUAGUUGAAGAAUUUUUAAAAGAGUCUCUUGCAAUCGAUUUUUCUAAUAUCAGCGAAGAUUGCUUAGUCAAUAAUUGCAGUGACGCUUCAUAUACUCUUCCAUGUUGCAGAACUGUUUAUAAUGAAUGUAUGCAUAAAAUAUUUUGUAAAACAAUGAGAUGCCCAAUAUGCAAUAAUGAAUUCAAUGAUACAGAUAUAUUUCAAGAGAGUUUAGAAAGAAGACAUAUGGUUUUUAAAAAAGAAGAAUUCAAGAAGCGAUGUAUUUCAUUUUAUGCUGAAAUUGUUGCUGAAUUUUGUUUUUCAAGAAAAGAUUUUGAUAGAGUGGAUACAAAUGUCAUUGAGAAUAUUCUAGAUUAUGUUUUUACUUCCAAAACCACUAAAGUAUUUUCCUCAUUACCAAAUUGUCCACUCAAUCCAAUUCCUGUCAUUCGCUCAUAUUUACUUCAGCAACUUCUUCAAAGGAAUUACAAUGAGGUUCAAAAAUACCUCAGUCGCCAUUUAUUUUCACAUACAGAUCAAAGUCAGCUUCUUGAAGUAGCAAAACUUUUUAUAUAUUGUAUGGAGGACAAAAAGGAAUUGGAUCUUUCUACAUUAGUAAAGGAGACUAUUAUCAACUUGGCUCUACUUGAGUAUGUUUCAGAUGAAUUACUCACUGGAUACAAUUUUAUUCAAUCAGUCAGGCCUGGAGAGUCUUUAGCAGAAGUCUCAUUACUCGAAUCCAUUGCUGUAUUGCGAAUUACUUUGAGAUUAUCAGCUCGAAUAUUGUGUACCCGGUUUCUUGGGGAAAAUUAUGAUGAAAAAAAAAUUAAAAGGCGUUUUGAUGGUUUUUUAGCUGCACUAACUAAAUUCGUUCUUAAGUUUAAAGACAGUCAACCAUAUUAUUAUUUUUUGAAGCAAAUUGUUCGAAAUUAUGGAAUUCAAAGUUUGAAAGAGAUUGUGAUGAAUCCUGAAGUUGAUUGGCUUCUUAAUCAAAAUGAAAGUUUUAACAAUAUGACAAAUUGUGACAAAUUUUUGGUGUAUGGCGAAUAUUAUAAGAUAAUUCGUGAUCGUUUCGUUAUAUGCAUUUUGGAAGAUAACCUGCUAGGUAUAAGUCAAUUAGAAGAGGAUGAUGAAGACAAAACAAAUGUGUUUCUUCAGUUAUCAUUAUUCAAAGCAUUAUCCAAUCUUCCUAACCUUACAAUACUUGAAGGUAAAAUAAAAAUACAGGCAUGUUUAUCUGCCAUAAGAUGCUUUUCAAAUUUAGAACCGUAUUCUUCAAUUUUAUAUCAUUUCUGGGUUGUAAUAAAUUCUGGCAAUCCUUCUACACGUCUCUUUUUGCUGCUGGCCACCCAUCCACAACAUGUUUAUGAAUGGUUUUUUCCUGCAAUGCCACAUGAUAACUUAUCAGAUGUAUUUGGCCUAAAUCGUGGUGAUAACAGCAAUUCUUUUUUAUUUUAUGCCUGUCCUCGUGGUCAUCCAUAUGUGAUAACAAAUUGUGGUCAACCUAAUCAAACAUAUUUGUGCCCUGUUUCAAAUUGUCAAUUAGCAAUUGGAGGAGAAAAUCAUACACUGCUUUCCUCAAAUAGAAUAGUUUUUGCAAGAGUUGAUGCAACAAAACCUGGUCAUUGUUUGGGUCCAGCUUCAGAACGCCCAAAUUUUUGUAUUCCACAGCGAGAAUUGAAACCCUUGUCUGUUACACUUCUAAAUUUAUUAGUGCAUCUUUCAUUACUUAUUGCAACUCUGACUGGUCAUGUAAAGGAUGUUGUGAGAUUGGUGCAUUCAGAAGUAAAUUCAGAUUCAAUGCAAACGUUUCUAGUACAGCACAUUGAAAAAGAUCUUGCUCUAUUGUCUAAUAGAAUAGCAAAGAAUAAUGAUGAUACAAACUCUGCAGUUCACACUUUUUUUAAACACCUGCUAUUAAAUGAUGAACCAGACAACAUAAUGAUGGUUGAUUUAACAAGUGUGCAAAUCAGAAAUCAAUAUGAAAAUGCUUUUGAUCAAAAAUUUAUUCAACCUUUUUUUAAUUCAUUGGAUGACGAGCUUUUACGAUUUAACAAAUUUUUGAUGGCAGACCAUUGUAUAAAUGACUCUCCCUUGAUGAGGAAAAUAUUUGAACUAGAUACAGAACUAGACUUUUCAAAUGUUACAGUCAUGAGUCCACAACUUUGGCUUUACAAGCAAUCAGUAUCGGUUGAAAGUCUUAAAGUUGCAGUUCAACUGAAAGUAGCAGCUGGUGGUGCUAAUGACAUAUUGAUUCUUGAGAAGUUUUUGGAACAGGAAUCAGUACUUAGUUUAAUAAAAGAAUUGCCACUAAUAUUAGAACUCCAAAAAAUUUUGCAACAUGAAUUUAACUACAAACUUGACAAAAAAACUGCUGUCAAUAAAACUGUUGUUGAGUUUUUAUCAGAUAUUAAUGCAAGUAAACCAGAAUUGAAAAAAAAAGUAGAAAAACUUAUUAAAUGCUUCAUUAAAACAUGGAAUCAGGCUCGUGGCCUUUUUACAGAGAGACAGAAAAGAUUGGAGCCAAAUUUACAUUUGAUUAAACUUGACAACAAGUGUAGUUUUGCAUACUUUAUUGCUGCAGGUUCUGACCACGGGUUGUGUGCUUCAAUGCUGAUUGAUUUUCUUGCAUUCCAGCAGAAUGAAUUUUUGGAAGAGUGUCAUUUGAUUAACCACGCACAUGUUUUUCAACAUGUUCCUAUAUUACAGUUAAAAGAAACAGACAUAAUAAGUUAUGAACAAAAUUGUGACCUCCUUCCAUUAGUGCUUUUAAAUUGUGAUUACUCUCUAGGUAUCGGAAAAGCUCCAAAAAUUGAGCAUAAUUUAGAAAUAAUUCAAAGACGUCUUUUUGAAAAUGUCAUUUUUGGUAAAGCAUUGAUUGACAAGGAGUUAAUACCAUUCUUUUACAGAGGAGAUAUCAAAAGUUUAAACUUUCCUUUAUUGAGGAGUUCUAUUCAACAGACUGAUAUUCCUUAUUCGGAACAAAAAAGAAUGUUAGAUGAAAUGAUUGAUAUAGCAGAUGUAUCUAUUGCUUUACGAGCUGUUGAAACAGUUAUUGGUAUAAUAACAUCUACAGGUGGUGAUUGUAAUAUGUAUUUACGAGAUUAUUUAUCCAAUAUUCUUCGCAUGAAUGAACAGGAUUACAUAGUUAGCAGAAAAAUGCAUGACUAUAUACGAUUGACUCACUUGUACUCUGUAUGGCUCAUGUUAACUGUUGAACAAGCAUGUAGAAUAUACACAAGUAAACAGAUUCCAUUUCAUGUAAAAGAAUCUUUUAUGAGUGAAAACCUUGAAAAGAAAGUGGUUGAAAAAAUGGAAAAAUUGCUGCAUCAUGUUGACAAAAAGGAACUGUUAAAUCUAAUCACUGAGUACAUUGUUUUGGAGCUGCCAUUAAGAAAUGAAGCUGAUAUUUCUUUAACGUUAAGUGAAGCCCUGCAAUUGUAUAAAGAUAAACAAGGAACAAUAGUAACAACUUGCUUAGAAUAUAUUAGUGAUGAAUUUUUAUUAAAACAUAUUUAUCUAUUUUGGGAGAUACUUGCUUCUCACGUAUAACAUUUUAAUGAUUAGAAUAUUUUUGACAGCAUUUUCUAAUUUUGUGAUCCUCUCAGUUAAUUUAUUUUUAAUUUUAUCAUUUUCAUUUUAUUUAAUUUUAUCAUAAUCAUUGUCAUUUUA
Molecule: messenger RNA, 15496 nt
Organism: Hydra vulgaris (swiftwater hydra)
Lineage: Eukaryota; Metazoa; Cnidaria; Hydrozoa; Anthoathecata; Hydridae
Product: E3 ubiquitin-protein ligase rnf213-alpha
Molecular function (GO): ubiquitin-protein transferase activity; ATP binding; ATP hydrolysis activity
Source: RefSeq, a predicted model, not a curated record